Molecule: messenger RNA, 1467 nt
Organism: Cloeon dipterum
Lineage: Eukaryota; Metazoa; Arthropoda; Insecta; Ephemeroptera; Baetidae
Gene: Adk2
Product: Adenosine kinase 2
Exons: 9
Coding region: 319-1359 (346 amino acids)
Biological process (GO): purine nucleobase metabolic process; purine ribonucleoside salvage
Cellular component (GO): cytosol; nucleus
Molecular function (GO): adenosine kinase activity
Source: RefSeq, a predicted model, not a curated record
GAAAACGAAAGACACGCCGAUACACCGACAAGGGACUCGGCCGAAGGCGGAAUUAGAAGCAUAGCAUAGAAGCCUAGCAUGCUGUGCUGACUGUGAGACUGAUUUUUUUAUUUUUAAUCAAAAGCACACGAACCAAAGAGGGCACCUUGGACAUGACAAACUAGAGCUGCUUUUUAUUUUCACACGGUUUUUGUCAGUCCUAGUUGGCAACGUUUGCUGCAACUGUCAGUCGCAAAACUGAUAACACACCCUAUCUACCCUCUGCUGCUGUAAAUUUGCUUUUGGUUUUGAGAAAGGUCAACCGCAGCGUCCUACAACAUGGUUUUGCAAGAUGGACUUAUUAUCGGCAUGGGAAAUCCAUUGCUAGAUAUGCUUGUUAUGGCAGAUGAGGCGCUGCUGAAUAAAUAUGGACUUGACGCAAACAACGCGUGUUUGGCAGAGGAAAAACACAAGCCUCUGUAUGAAGAGCUUGUUCAAAAUUACCUGGUCGAAUACAUCGCAGGAGGAGCCGUGCAGAACUCCAUCAGAGUAGCCCAGUGGGUGCUGCGAAAGCCAGGUACCUGCGUCUUCUUUGGCUCUGUUGGGAAAGACAAAUUCUCCGACAUUCUGAAGUCAAAGGCCGAGGAGGAUGGAGUCGUCGCCCGUUACCAAUACAAUAACGACACCCCGACUGGAACCUGCGCUGUUCUUGUGACCGGUACUGGCAACAACACGCACCGGUCAUUGUGCGCCAACCUCGCAGCUGCAAACUGCUUCACUCCUGACCACUUGGAGACCCCAGAGAACAAACUGAGCAUCGACAAGGCUCAGUACUUCUACGUGUCUGGAUUUUUCUUGACCGUCAGCCCAGAUUCAAUGCUCGUUCUUGCCAAACAUGCCUUGGAGAACAGCAAGACCUUCAUAAUGAACCUCAGUGCACCGUUCAUCUGCCAGUUUUUCCUGGAACCCUUGAAGAGCGGUCUGCCCUACGUCGACAUCCUGUUCGGAAAUGAAUCUGAGGCUCUCGCCUUCUCUGAAGCUAAUGAUCUGGGAACAAAGGACAUCAAAGAGAUCGCCCUCAAAAUCGCUGCUCUACCAAAGCUUGGACCAAAGUCCAGGAUCGCUGUUAUCACGCAGGGUCACGACCCUGUGUUGGUUGCUCAAGAUGGAAACGUGAAGGAAUAUCCAGUGCCUCCCCUGACUGCUGAUAAAAUCGUGGAUACCAACGGUGCCGGAGACGCUUUUGUUGGAGGUUUCUUGUCUCAACUGGUGCAAGGAAAGCCGAUCGAAACGUGCAUCAAGUGCGGAAACUGGGCUGCUUCGCACAUAAUCCAGCGCUCCGGAUGCUCAUUCACUGGAGAACCAACGUUCACCGAGUAAAAUCAAAAAAGUAAGUUCCUUGGAACGCCGACUCUGCUUAUUAUUUAGCAAUAUUUUAUAUAACUGAGUUUUGCUUUUAAUAAACACUCAAGAAAUUAGUUUGGCACA